CGGGUAUGUUUUUAGGAAGGUCCUAGCGAGUUGAGUAUUCGUACGCGAUUCGGUUCCGUGAUUAAGUGCAUCCUCAGCAAGCAGUGCGAAAGUGUUUUUCCUCGUUGGCGUUGGUGAUUGACAUACGGACAGAAGCCUGGGAGAGGAACCUGUCGCGCGUUGUUGGUACCGAAGUCUGUAGGAUGCAUUUGCACAAUUGAUAGUUUGCCCGUGUUUUCCGUGGGACGAUCAGGCCCAAAUAGGAGUGCAGCAUCACAACGCGUAGGAUUUACCAACGAGUGCUGUGAAAGUUUUCCCCAUUUUGUUAUUGUUUUUGGCGGAGGGACUGGUGCUAUUUGGGUGAUGCUGCUGGUGAUGACGAUGCGAUGACGGUUAUCCUGCUGAGUGGAAUGAUUUUCUGUUAGUGCACUGGAGUUCGGAACGUGGCGAAGAGGUUGCAAUUUCUGAAGAAGACGAAGCACGGGAUCGGUGAAAGCAUUGCGGAUGUGGAUGAUGACGAUGGUGAUGCUUUUUUCGGGGGAAAUAGCCAUGAUGAUUAUGAUGCUGUAGUAGUGAGAAGCACAGAACUUCGGCCCCCCAAACGAAGCUAGCGGAUGCGAAAAAGGUGUUUUAUGAGUGUUUAUGUGUAGUGUGCUUCGAGCAGCACCGGAAUAGUGCAUUUCGACGGUAUUGUUUUUGUUUUGGUGAAACUUUCGGUGCAACUUUGUCGGAAAGGAUUGAAUGGAGGCCUGCAAUCAAUUCGGAGUCUGUGUGCUUGACAACAUUGUGCUUUAAAUUGGAAGUUGUUAGGUUGAAGUUGAUGAACGCAGUCCAACAAACGGAUCUGAGCGUGAAAAGUACAUUUAUCAACAUUCAAUAGUUAUUGACAGCACCCGGUUCACCGCACUGGUAGGAAAAACCAACCAUCGGUUAUAAUUACAGAAACAAUCCAACCAUUGCCACGCCGGAGAAAUUCCUAGUUUGGUUCGGCAAAUAUCGUGCUAUCGGUGAUUGUUUCCGAAAUAAUUAAUUUUCCUUUCACCUCACCAUUGCCGUGCACCCCACAGAGCCCGACCAUAUACUUUCCACAAUCAUGGAAAACUCUCCAACAUGACCACCAUUGGAGGCGUGUUGAAGCGAAGUGAAGUGUUGGCGUGUGCGUUUAUUACGACUUCGACCUGCGACCACUGACCGAAACAGCCUCAGCAGCAGUGCAAUUGCACUACCAUCCUAGGGCUUUGCCACUUGGCAGCAAAUUCCCUUCAACCACAGCCAACCAGCCAGUGCCAAUUCAAGUUGAAAUUCAAUAAUAUUAAAUCAUUAUUUAAUGACGGUGCACCACCUUCCGCCCAGCGCAGAAGUGCUGCUCGAUUGGUGUUCAACAGCCCGGAAAUUGGUGCAUAGUUAGGGUGCAGUAAUUAUAACAAUAAGCGCAAAAAGUGGUGUGUAUUGUGCGGUGGCUUACGAGGCGAAACCCGAAACUGAACUGCUGAUUAAACCCGGACCCUUGGAAGCUGGACCCUCACCGGAGUGAAACGUUACAAUAAUGCUGAUAAUACACACAAUCAAAUUAAUUUUAAUAACCUUAAACAUUCUGCCAAAUCGGUUCAACCACCGGAAUGUGCUCUUCAUGAUCUACCUGGGGUCGCUCGUCACGCAUGUGUUCAUGGACGAGCCGCGAUUUGCACAGCCCAUCCCAAAUGUGACAGUAGCAGUCGGGAGAGAUGCGAAUCUGCCUUGCGUGGUAGAACAUUUAGGGACAUACAAGGUCGCAUGGAUCCACAUAGACCGGCAGAUGAUACUGACGAUACAUCGGCACGUGAUCUCCCGGAUUCCACGGUACAGUGUCACCUACGACAAUUCCAACACGUGGCUGUUGCACGUUAGCCAAGCCCAACAGGACGACCGGGGCUACUACAUGUGCCAAGUCAACACCAACCCCAUGAUCAGCCAAGUUGGCUAUCUGCAAGUAGUGGUGCCUCCAAACAUUCUAGACAUCGAGAGCACACCGUCGUCGGUGGCGGUGCGAGAGAACCAAAACAUCAACAUGACAUGUCGAGCCGAUGGAUUUCCCACACCAAAGAUCAUCUGGCGACGUGAGGAUGGCCAGAGCAUCACCGUCGAGCGGAAAAAGAAAGUGAUGGUUUACGACGGUGAAGUGCUACAUCUGACAAAAGUGAGCCGAAACGAGAUGGGUGCUUAUCUCUGCAUCGCCACUAAUGGUGUGCCACCAUCAGUGUCUAAGCGGAUUAUUCUCGACGUUGAGUUUUCUCCAAUGAUAUGGGUGCCAAAUCAACUCGUGGGUGCCCCUCCAUCAACUGACGUAACGAUAGACUGUCACACGGAAGCCCACCCUAGAGCGAUCAUCUACUGGGUGUACAAUGCCGUAAUGGUGCUACCGAGCAAAAAGUUUAUAAUCGAUUACAACGAAAACUCUUAUCGAGCACAUAUGAAGCUGACCAUUAAGAAUUUAUCGCUCGGUGACUUUGGGAAUUAUCGAUGUAUAUCGAAAAACUCCUUAGGGGAAACGGAAGGAUCGAUACGGGUCUACGAAAUUCCGAUGCCAUCCACGCCGUCGAAACAAAUAACACACGUAGUGGAACCAAAGGAAGUAGCGCCACCGCGAAACGAAUCCAUUAAGGUCGUCCAACCCGAGGUGCUCUAUCCAAUUAAGAACGACGAAAGCUACGCGCAACGUUCGCCUAAUGGCAUCCCAUUCGAGCGCAAGGGUUUGGCAAUUGGACAGAGCUACUACACCGACAUGCCACCGAAGGAUUUCGGCUUCUCGCACGCUGCCCCCCUUCGGUGGAACUGCGAAGUGUACUGCACAAUCGUGAAAAUUAUAAGCAUAUCUUCAUCGAUCACUUACUCCUACUGCAUCGCAAAUCAGCUGUUUCUGUAAAAAUAAGACACAUUUUCCUGAAAGGAUUGUACAUUACCGAACAGUAUUUAAGUUUGUUGCGUACAUGUCAAAGAAAAUAACACAUCCCUUAAAACAUCCCAUAUCACAAAAAUGCACAAGUUUGAACUCCACUUCCCCAUGAUUUCAAUCAACAUAUCAUUAUUUUGUACAUUGUAAACUAAACUAAACGUGAACGAGGCUAAGCGAGUGAUACUAUAGUCAAAUUGCAUAAUAAUGGUAAAUACAGUGAAACGAAACUCAGAAACCCGAAUUGCCAACCAACACCCACAUCCUCACAACACACAAACCAGUUCCCUUCCUCAAGAUAACAUCCCGCAACACAAUAUAUCAAUUAAGGCAACUAACUAGAGCUAACUACUAACUAGGAUGUUAAUAUGAUUCAAAUCCUUUAAACAAAACUCAAAUCUAGCAAAUAUUUGACAAAGAUGCGCUUUUUGUUGCCGCAAAUCAUUGAACAAUAAGAAAACUAUAUACAUAUAUAGAUCGUAACUGAGUCCUAGGCUGAUUAUAUCUUAGUGUAUGAUAAAAUGGAGGGAAAAGAAAUGAAUCAAAUCAGUUGUUAAAUAGAUGUAGCCAUACCCAGGGUGACUCUGAAAAUAUUGGUGAGAAUUAGACUGUGAUUUUCCAAAACUUUUCAAUGUUUUGAGUCACUCAACCCAAAAAAAAUCAUUUGAACACACUAGCAAAGCCUAGCAAUGUACAUAUUGUCUCACCCUGCUAUCACAAACCAUGAAAAAGGUACCAAUUUGUAUUAAAAAACUACAUUAGCCAAACCAAAAGAAAUACCCCACAGAGACCAUCAAAGAGAAACAUAAAGUAUUAUUUUAAGCAUAAUCAUACACAUUAUAACGUUUAAUUGACAUUCAGGAAUUGUCAAAGAGAUGAAAAUGAAGUUAUGACACUCUUGGAAUCAAAAGAAAUCUGCAAGAUCAAUUACGUAUGUAAACAAAAUCUGUUUUGAUCGAGGCAAAAUUAUUUCACCUCGCUUAAAUCAUGGCACUCGGAUUGAGUUCGAACAGAUGGGUGUGGAAAAAAAGUGGAAAAAUGCUAUAUAGAAAUAACGAAGCUCAUAACGACUAGUGACUGCAGCAGAGCAAAAAAAAACCGAACGAAUGGCAAUUCGUUCAAAAUGUAUUAUUAUAGGAUAUUUUUGUUAACUUGAAUACCAUGAACGAAUCAAUACGAAAAUGAAGCAAAUAAAAAGCCGAGGAAAAUAUUUGAUUUGAAUAA
Ochlerotatus camptorhynchus is the source of this 4132-nucleotide messenger RNA. It is a transcript of the gene DIP-delta, whose product is annotated as Dpr-interacting protein delta. Gene Ontology annotation, cellular component: neuron projection. The transcript is spliced from 12 exons. The record is from RefSeq and is a predicted model, not a curated record. The coding region runs from base 1526 to 2881 and encodes 451 amino acids. Lineage: Eukaryota; Metazoa; Arthropoda; Insecta; Diptera; Culicidae.